Vicia villosa (hairy vetch) is the source of this 2724-nucleotide messenger RNA. RefSeq lists its product as uncharacterized. Bases 1859 to 2590 code for a protein of 243 amino acids. Lineage: Eukaryota; Viridiplantae; Streptophyta; Magnoliopsida; Fabales; Fabaceae. The transcript is spliced from 8 exons. The record is from RefSeq and is a predicted model, not a curated record.
AGGACAACAACAAUAACGCAUAAGCGCUUUUCCCAAAAGCUCCAAGGGAAAGCUAUUUUUUUCUCUCAUCAACCUAACAACAACAACAACAACAAUACGCUCAAACUCUUAAUCUAAUUUUUCAGAAAAAUCGAUAGAACAAACAACCAACAAUCGGACUCAGUUCUGUUUUGGUUCUAGUUUGGAGGUUUCGACUCAAUGCAGAGUUUGGAUUCGAGCAGAGCUUUUUCACGGUUAAGAUUUUGCAUUCGAGCCAAGUUUUCGGUACAGAUUUUGAUUUGAAUUAAAAUUAAAGCGAGUAUGCAACAUCAUAAAGCUAAAUUGGAUGAGAGCUUAGCGGUUGAGAUGAAGAAAAAUGCAGAUUUCGUCCUCACCCGCAAGGUGUUCGAUGAAAUGUCCCAACCGGAUUCUUUAUUCUUUUUGCUUCAGUUUUGAUUUUUCUUAUACUGUGAUGUUGUGUUGUUGGUGAUUAUGUUCAAAUCGCAGAUUGUGAGUUUGUUAUGAUGUUGUUGUUAUUGCCAUCUUGGAUUUCAAAUAACAAUGUAUUUAUCAUUACAUGUUUUUACAUGUUGUUAGGAAAUAAUGAUAGGAAAGAUGAAGCAAAAACUUAUUAGGUGGAGUUGUUUCAUACGUAAUGGUAUAUAGGUGAAAGUACUUAAGAAAUUGAGGGAGUAAUUUGAUUUAUUCAUGAAGUACUUCUUGUUUCUUCAUGGAGUUAAAUAAUAAGAUAACUACGUUUUUGGUUGCAGGUAUCUCCAUCUAAAAAGUUUCAGCCUUCAAAGAAUGUUAUUGGCUUUUGUACUUUUUAUAUGCACUCACAUUUAGUAAUCUGAAUUUUAAGGUUGCUGUCAUUCUCAUUCUAUGAAAGCUCUGAAUCUUUUUAUGCAGACAGCAUUUGAGGCGAAUCUACACCGCGAGAUUUCUCAAAUUUUGGCGUCGUGAUUGGAAAUACUGGCGGCACAGCGGCGGGAGGUUUUUCAAUUUUACUUUUAGAUAUAAACUCCAUAAUUUGUUUUUACGUUAUCUAUAUACUUGUACUGAAAAUUUGUUUUAGUUAACAUUUGUUUUUCUACUUUACUCUUAGAUAUAUUUUGAUUCAUGUUAUGUUAUAGUUAAAAUAAAAUAUCAACAUAAAAUUUGAUGGGAUUAUAUAAUUUGAAAUAUUAAGAGUAAAUAAAUGUCCGAGGAACCAUAUUAUCAUUUUUCAUGUUCCUUUGAUGCUAUGAACUAUGCACAUUGAAACCGUUAUACCGAAAAUGAUAGUGAAAUGGAUAACACAUCAUCCAAGAGUAGCUCAUCUUUGCAAAAGCAGUUAAUGGUGGGUUUACUACAUCCCAAGGCAUACAAGCCAUCAGGGUAUGUAAAAGUGAAGGGAGAUAUAACAUUCUAUUAUAACUGCUGUUAAGAAUUUGUAAAUUCACUAUUUCUGACAGUAGUUUCAGUGCCUCUUCACACACCGACACUGAGGUUUGUUAAAUUGGAUAUUUAAUUUUUUUUAUUAAUUUAAUUAAUUGUAUUUGAUGUUAAUUAAUUGAUUAAUGAGAUUAGUUUAAUUACGGUGCAUAGGUUAAUUAGUGAACAAUAUAGCGGAAAUAUUGAGUUACAACAACCGAGUCCCGUAUCAGUUCUUGAAUUGUCGUUUUACAAAGACGACUCGCCGUGUUCACCAUCUCCAGUAAUGAAAAGAUGCUUUGAAUAUAAAGCUACAAAGACUAAUCCAUUUAAUGCUGGAAAGCCUAUCAUCAUUAUUUGAGUCCUCGGCCACGGGUGAUCUGAAUUUGCUUGAGUUCUCUGCAGAGUUUCUUGAAGAUCUUAUUCCAUCUUUAUUGUUUUGGACUAUGAUGUGCUUAACUUGGAAAUGCCAACACUUCCUGUUGUUGGAAUAAUGAUAAAAGCUGGAAUUAAGAUCGUAAUUUAUAGCACAAUUCACAAUGUUAUUUCACGUUCUUCAUGCUUUCCUUCUCUCAACCUAAAUUCAUAUAAAUUCGAACUAGGUGGAGGUCAGGGAAGUCGUGGAGGAGUACCUGAACCCUUUUUGAUUCCUCAUUUGUUUAUUUGGCCUCAUGGAGGAACAGCUGUGUUUUUGUCUGGUUCUUUCACCGGCCUGAGUUUGUUCGAAGCGGUGGCCACCGUACUCCUCUGCCGUAGAGUCCUCGAGUUCCUAUGGAGUUUCUGUCAAGGCCAUCGUGUGCUUCAGCUCUUGAAGUCACAAAGGCUAUUGCACCAGCUCAUUCUCAACCACCUAUUUCAUCAUGCAUGCCAUCAAAUGGUUCUAUUCCUGAAGAAAACAGUAUCUACUCUAUCUCUGAGGAACUCUCAAUUGUGUCUAAGAAUCAGUUUUCCUUCGCUUCUUCUGCUACUUCACAGCUUGUCCUUGAACGCAUUAUGUCACACUCUGCUAGAGGCGGUGUUGUUAUGUUUACUAGAGCACUUCGUUUAUACCAACGUCAAGGAAAUCAAUGUGCUUUGCCCUGAGUCAAAGGUGGAUCCUAAGUUCCUUAAUAUGAUGGGGGGCUUUAUACCUAUGGAAACAGUGGUGAAAGGUAAGUCUGCAUAUCUUUUUGUUAUUUGGUGUGCCUUGGAAAAAUAGUGCUAAGCGUUUGUACUUUCUAGACUCUUAAAUCCCUGAGUUAAUAAUUUAGUGAUUGGUCUAUACUUCUUAUCAUGUAUACAUAAAUUUUAAUGUGAAAAUAUUUUAACCUCUCGAAGGGGAUUUUGAGUUCA